This is a messenger RNA of Mizuhopecten yessoensis (Yesso scallop), 3696 nucleotides long. RefSeq lists its product as uncharacterized. The coding region runs from base 70 to 1125 and encodes 351 amino acids. Gene Ontology annotation, molecular function: calcium ion binding. The transcript has 6 exons. Lineage: Eukaryota; Metazoa; Mollusca; Bivalvia; Pectinida; Pectinidae. The record is from RefSeq and is a predicted model, not a curated record.
AAACUACGUAAACAAUAUGGCGGCAAAGUGUUAGUGAUUAUUUCGACUUCUCUGUGUUUCCUGUUCAGAAUGCCCAAAAAGGGGAAAAAGGGAGGAAAAAAGAAGGGAAAAAGUUCCUCCAGCAAACAUGACUCUGACAAGGUGGAAGGUUUGGAGGCUGAUGCCGGUACAAUGAUGGAUAUCACUGAUGCUGAUGGCAAACUCAAACCUGGCAGUGCAGCAGACGGAAAAGGUGGAAAAAAGAAGAAAAAAGGAAAAAAGAAAAAGGUUUCCACUGCAGACAAAGCCUUGGAAAAGUUAGAAAAGGCUGCUGACAAAUUAAAGGCCAACAAAAUUUUCUUCAUUCCGUUUGUGAAUCGUAUGGACCGCUGGCUAGCUGCUAAUUCUCAACUGGCUGUUCAACUUUUUAAGAAAUGUGAUCAAGAGGAAGAAGGUUACAUCAACUAUGAUGAUUUUAAGUCUGGCAUGUUCGACCUUGGUGUUAUCUGUAACAGGGUUGAGUUACAUUUAUUGGCAAAGUUGAUGGACAGAGAAAACAGUGGAGACAUUGAUUACUAUGACAUUCCUAAAGGUCUACAGUAUGUCAGAGAAUUGGAGGAGAUGGAAAAAGAGGCAGAGGAGGCAGAAAACAUUCUCAUUAAAACAGAUCGUACUAUGGACCAUUGUAAAGUGUGUAAGAUGGGUAUCAAUGGGCCUAGCAUGAUCAAAAACCCCAGGUAUUUGUUACUAGAGCUGGUGUUUGUGACUUUCCAUGCUAAUGCCGACCACCCGUGGCAUUUGGAGGAGUUGGUCCAUACUCACAUACCUGUGUGUGGCCUCCUACAACUCAUCGCAGAGCUCACAGGCAUCCAGUCGACCAAACUCUCACUCUUCAAUGACAAGUCCCGUAAUCGUGAGGCCAUGCUGCCUCCAGAUAUGACCCUUAAAGAAUUAGGAUAUGAGGGGGAAUCUCAGAAUGAACCAGAGGAAACUACGCUAUAUUAUGAUUAUAAGGUCGAAUUUACAGGUUGUCCUAUAUUGCUUUGUGACCAUUACUUCGGAGAAGAAAUCAAAUUAGGUCAGCGCUACAGACCAUCUGCUGAAAAAACGGCCAAAACAAAAAGUGAAAGAAAAAUAUUAUCAUGAUGUACAAGACAUCAAGGAGAUCUGGUGCCUAUCCACUGAUAUGUACAUUGUGUUAGAACAUGAAAUGAUAUCACUCAGGUCGACAGAACCAGUACAGGGAACACAUUGUACUCCUGUGUCCACCAAUAGAACUAGUGCUGUGUAUACUGGGGUCUAUAGAACCAGUACAGGGAACACAUUGUACUCCUGUGUCUAUAGACCUAGUGCUGUGUAUACUGGGGUCUAUAUUAUCAGUACAGGGAACACAUUGUACUCUAGUGUCUAUAGAACUAGUGCUGUGUAUACUGGGGUCUAUAGAACCAGUACAGUGAACACAUUGUACUCCUGUGUCUAUAGACCUAGUGCUGUGUAUACUCGGGUCUAUAGAAUCAGUACAGGGAAUACAUUGUACUCCCGUGUCUAUAGACCUAGUGCUGUGUAUACUUGGGGCUAUAGAAUCAGUACAGGGAAUACAUUGUACUCCCGUGUCUAUAGACCUAGUGCUGUGUAUACUUGGGUCUAUAGAAUCAGUACAGGGAAUACAUUGUACUCCCGUGUCUAUAGAACUAGUGCUGUGUAUACUUGGGUCUAUAGAACCAGUACAGGGAACACAUUGUACUCCUGUGUCUAUAGACAUAGUGCUGUGUAUACUUGGGUCUAUAGAAUCAGUACCGGGAAUACAUUGUACUCCCGUGUCUAUAGACCUAGUGCUGUGUAUACUGGGGUCUAUAGAAUCAGUACAGGGUUUACAUUGUACUCUCGUGUCUAGAGAACUAGUGCUGUGUAUACUGGGGUCUAUAGAACCAGUACAGGGAAUACAUUGUACUCUAGUGUCAAUAGAACUAAUGCUGUGUAUACUGGGGUCUAUAGAAUCAGUACAGGGUUUACAUUGUACUCUCGUGUCUAGAGAACUAGUGCUGUGUAUACUGGGGUCUAUAUAAUCAGUACAGGGAAUACAUUGUACUCUCAUGUCUAUAGAACUAGUGCUGUGUAUACUGGGGUCUAUAGAAUCAGUACAGGGAAUACAUUGUACUCCUGUGUCCACCAAUAGAACUAGUGCUGUAUGUACUGGGGUCUAUAGAAUCAGUACAGGGAACACAUUGUACUCCCGUGUCUAUAGAACUAGUGCUGUGUAUACUGGGGUCUAUAUAAUCAGUACAUGGAGCACAUUGUACUCUCGUGUCUAUAGAACUAGUGCUGUAUGUACUGGGGUCUAUAGAAUCAGUACAGGGAGCACAUUGUACUCUCGUGUCCAACAAUAGAACUUGUGAUGAGUGAAUCUGAAUCAGUUUCAAAUAUGUUUUGUAUGAUUACAUCAUGAAGAAGCAAUAUUUUUUUGUAUAAUUCACCCAUGAAAGAAUGUAAUAUGUCUUGUAUAAUUAUAAGCUGGAUUUGUAAUACGUUUUGUAUAAUUAAAACAUGAACAUAUAAUACGUUUUGUAUGAUAACAACAUGGACUUGUAAUACGUUUUGUAUAAUUAAAACAUGAACAUAUAAUAUGUUUUGUAUGAUAUCAACAUAUGGACUUGUAAUACGUUUUGUAUAAUUAAAACAUGAACAUAUAAUAUGUUUUGUUGAUAUCAACAUAUGGACUUGUAAUACAUUUUGUAUGAUAAAAACAUGGACUUGUAAUAUGUUUUGUAAUAUAACAACAUGGACUUGUAAUACGUUUUGUAUGAUAACAACAUGGACUUGUAAUACGUUUUGUUUUAUAACAACAUGGACGUGUAAUACGUUUUAUUUUCACUGGUUAUGAAUCUAACAGAAGAUUAAUAAAUCUUCAUAUUAAGAUUGAUAUUUAUUUAGUAUUCAUGUGUCAUUUUAUUCUAUCUAAUCAUAAUAGUUGAACGAGAUGUUUACUGAAAUUUUCCAGUGUCAAUUUACAUCAAUUUUCACUAUAUUAAGUGCUCUUUCCGGAGUAACCACAAUUACUUACUUUUAUAUGUGAAAAACAUACUUCAUACACAGUAACACAACCCUGUAUCAGUUUGAUUCCAAAACUGUGACCUUUCAGCAACCAGGACACUUAAUACAGUGAACAUGCAUAAAGCUUUUUUAGACAUUUACAAAAGUGCACAUAUAUUUGUUAGGCGAAUUUUUGUUACUGUCAAAAAAAAAAAUACUGUCAGAAAUGGGGAAAAACCACUUCAGAGGAUGUUAAUCUGCAGUGUUGCCAGAGUAUAAUUUGUGUAACAUAUUAAGGCAAAACGCAAAUUUCGAAAAAAUAAAGAUAAAUUUAAAUUAUAAUAACAUCUUCUAAUAUGUCCAAAAGCGCACUUCCUAUCCAUGGCUUGAUAUAUAUAUAUAUAAUUUGAUGUGGUGAAGAAUGAUGUGAUCACUAACUUACAGAAGACAUUUUUUUUUAUCAGCAGACAGAAGAGAAAGCAAUGAAACAGAUAAUGAAGAUAUAUAUGACAUUGUAAUCCGACCGAUCUAUAAUUUGUAACGACCAGGAAUAGUGGUGUUGAACAGGACAGGCUAUGGAGUAGUGAAUCAAAUGGGGAAACAAGGGAAUGCUUAACAUAAACGACACGUAUAAGAAGGUAAAGAAGUUGGUUUACAAAGGUAAACAUAUGACAAAAUAUAAUAAAA